AUGAAUCUCUUUAGAUUAGCGGGAAUCUCAUUCAAGACGCAAGCUCUCUAUGUCCUCGUCUUCAUCACCCGCUACCUUGACCUUUUCUGGCGCUAUGUCUCGCUCUACAACACUGUCAUGAAGAUCUUCUUCAUUGCCAGCAGCAUCUAUGUCCUCUACCUAAUGAAAAUCAAGUACAGACCAACCUUCGACCCCGCAAUUGAUACCUUCAAAAUCGAGUACCUCAUAGGCCCCUGCUUCGUCCUCGGUCUCAUCUUCAACUAUGAAUUCAAGAUCUCCGAAGUCCUCUGGUCCUUCUCUAUUUUCCUGGAAGCCGUCGCUAUUUUCCCUCAGCUAUUCAUGCUGCAGAGAACAGGAGAGGCGGAGACGAUUACUACCCACUAUUUGGCGGCUUUGGGCGCGUAUCGAGCUUUGUAUAUUCCAAAUUGGAUCUGGCGAUACUUCAGCGACGGCGUCGUGGACCCAAUCGCAGUGGUAGCAGGAAUCGUCCAGACUGGUCUGUACCUCGACUUCUUCUACGUGUAUUUCACCAAGGUUCUGCAAGGCCAGAAAUUCGAACUUCCAGCAUAA
Molecule: messenger RNA, 570 nt
Organism: Coprinopsis cinerea okayama7#130
Lineage: Eukaryota; Fungi; Basidiomycota; Agaricomycetes; Agaricales; Psathyrellaceae
Product: HDEL sequence binding protein
Exons: 5
Coding region: 1-570 (189 amino acids)
Biological process (GO): endoplasmic reticulum to Golgi vesicle-mediated transport; protein retention in ER lumen
Cellular component (GO): membrane; cis-Golgi network; endoplasmic reticulum
Molecular function (GO): ER lumen protein retrieval receptor activity
Source: RefSeq, a predicted model, not a curated record